Lutra lutra (Eurasian river otter) is the source of this 2178-nucleotide messenger RNA. RefSeq names its product nudix hydrolase 4 (gene NUDT4). Gene Ontology annotation, cellular component: cytoplasm; nucleus. Gene Ontology annotation, biological process: diphosphoinositol polyphosphate metabolic process; diadenosine pentaphosphate catabolic process; diadenosine hexaphosphate catabolic process. NCBI's taxonomy places the organism in Eukaryota, Metazoa, Chordata, Mammalia, Carnivora, Mustelidae. Bases 434 to 979 code for a protein of 181 amino acids. The transcript has 5 exons. The record is from RefSeq and is a predicted model, not a curated record. Gene Ontology annotation, molecular function: bis(5'-adenosyl)-pentaphosphatase activity; endopolyphosphatase activity; diphosphoinositol-polyphosphate diphosphatase activity.
GGGGCGGUGCGAAGCUGCCGCGGCGCUGCUGCGUGGAAGCCGCGAGUUCUCACAACUGUCUUCUUGUCGCGCGAGCCCCGAGCCUCGCUUUUCCUCCGGCGGCGACGGCGGCGUUGCCAGCCUCAGCAGCAGCAGGAGAAAGCGGAGGCGAGCGGGCGGCGGGCUCCAUGGAGAGCGGCGGACGCCCGGGCAGAGGCGGUGUUUCCUCUCCGGUACCCGGGCUGCAGUGAUCCGCACUUGUUCCCUGCCCCGCGUCGAAGCGGCUGCCGACUCCGGGACUGACCGGCCUCGCUGCCACUCCCCGCGCCGCCGUCUCGCCUCCCGGCGCCCCCUGUGCCCCGACUCGCCCGCGCCCCAACUUCCCGGCGGGGUGGCGGCGGCCGGGCCCCCGCCGCGGCGGCCGGAGCAGCAGCUGCAGCAAGAGCCCGCCUCUAUGAUGAAGUUCAAGCCCAACCAGACGCGGACCUAUGACCGCGAGGGCUUCAAGAAGCGGGCGGCGUGCCUGUGCUUCCGGAGCGAGCAGGAGGAUGAGGUGCUGCUGGUGAGCAGCAGCCGGUACCCUGACCAGUGGAUUGUCCCUGGAGGAGGCAUGGAGCCAGAGGAGGAACCCGGUGGCGCUGCUGUGAGGGAGGUGUACGAAGAGGCUGGAGUCAAAGGAAAGUUAGGCAGACUCCUGGGCAUAUUUGAGCAGAACCAAGACAGAAAGCAUAGAACAUAUGUUUAUGUUCUUACUGUCACUGAAAUAUUAGAAGACUGGGAAGAUUCUGUUAAUAUAGGAAGGAAGAGAGAGUGGUUCAAAGUAGAAGAUGCCAUCAAAGUUCUCCAGUGUCAUAAGCCUGUACAUGCAGAGUAUCUGGAAAAACUAAAGCUGGGUUGUUCUCCAACCAAUGGAAAUUCCACAGUCCCUUCCCUUCCAGAUAACAACACCUUGUUCGUGACUGCUGCACAGACCUCUGGGUUGCCAUCCAGUAUAAGAUAGAGAGAACUGGGAGGACCUCCCAUGUGCAGUCUUGUGGGGAGAGGUCUCUUUAUUUUCCUUGGUAAACAUCCAAAUGACGCUUGCAAACUGUCUGAAUUUGCCAUGCAGGAUUUUCAAACAAUUUGCAAGUUUUUCAGAUGUUUUCAGAUCUUCUUAAAAAAAAAAGUGUAAAAUAUUUUAAUAAGCCAAAGCCAUGUGGAAUUUUUUUUAGAUGCCUUAAUUGUGCUCCCAGCCCCAACCCACACCCCCCAUUUUAGUUGUCAUUUUUUUUUCAUACAUUUUGUUUAGUUUUUCAUCCAUUUGACAUCAGUCUGUGGUUUUUGUCAGAUCAGCUUACUUAUGGGUAGAUCUUUUCUCUAAAUUAUUUUCUCAUCACAGCAUUAACAUAGUCAACAAAUUGUUCUGUUGUAGAAAUUUACAAAAAUCUUGAUAUUAAAGAAAUCUAUCGAUCUGAAAAUGUGUAUCACAGGAUCACAGUUUUAAUUUCUAAAUUCCAGAUUUGGACUAUUUCUGUAUGGUCCAAUAACUACUUUGACAAAGGACUUAAUUUGCUAUUUUUAGGAAUUUGUCAACUCAUUUGUCUAUAAAUUUUCACAACUGGUAUGUCACUAGCUACCUGAUAGGGCCAUUUCCCCUCUAUAACCCAAACUUUCUGUUAAAGGACUAUUAACUGUAUACAGUUGGUGAUUUUUAGAGAGGUCUAUGUUAAGAAAGAUGCAUGUAAUAAAUACAUCAUCAUGAAAAACUGUAUUCAUGGGAUUUGAGUUAGCAUGCUAGAUUGCCAAUUCCCUUUAUCCAUAAUCUCUCUACCCAGAAUAUUUGAGAAACAAUAAUUCUCUUGAGGUAAAUGUUUCCUGUUUUUUAAUUUACUGACCCCUCUAGUUAAACUUACUGGUUACCAGUAGUAACCACAGGAUUAGAGUCUAACCUCAAAUGCUAGUCAACGGUGACUACAUCACAGUUGAGAAAUGGCCUCCUUGCUGUUCCACUGUUACAGACUUAGAUUAUUAAGACACCUAAGAAUGUCUCAUCUUUUAUAGGUUGCUAGUAAGUACUACUUAUCCUAUAACUAUUGGGGCACUGGAACAUACCUGAACCAAGAAUUAUUUUGUCUUGUUUUUAUACUCACUUGGAAUCAAGAAUCCAUUGACAAACACACAGGUACCUUGUCUGAAGCCCCUGUACUCUUCUCCCCCGCC